Messenger RNA from Myotis myotis, 5633 nucleotides. RefSeq names its product protein phosphatase 1 regulatory subunit 3B (gene PPP1R3B). Lineage: Eukaryota; Metazoa; Chordata; Mammalia; Chiroptera; Vespertilionidae. The record is from RefSeq and is a predicted model, not a curated record. The transcript is spliced from 3 exons. Bases 1098 to 2057 code for a protein of 319 amino acids. Gene Ontology annotation, biological process: regulation of glycogen biosynthetic process; regulation of glycogen catabolic process. Gene Ontology annotation, molecular function: protein phosphatase 1 binding; protein phosphatase regulator activity; glycogen binding. Gene Ontology annotation, cellular component: protein phosphatase type 1 complex.
GCCACUGCCACCUCCCACAGGGCUCUCCGAUGCAUCUCCGAGCGAGCUGGGGAGGGGGCUGCCCCGCGGCCUCAAAGAACUACUUCUGGGUGACGGUCAUUCCUGUCACAGUCCACUGGAGAAUUCCUGAGCAGACGGUCAGGAAGGCCUACACUAAACCAGCACUUGGGUGAUUGAUUCUUGGAGAAUGUUCCAGUUACUAAAAAUUGGAAUCUACGUGUGAGGACAGGCGAAGUGGCCGAUAGUCGCAUCGUAUCUGAGAUUGAGGCCUCACCUCCAGUUACGGUCAGACUGAGAGACUGAAGGGGUUCUGGUCAGGGGUUGCUUGUGCAAUGCUUCUGGGGCAGUAACCCUUGGGUCAAAAGGUAGUUAACCUCACUUUUGCUUUUCGUGGAAAAAAGUUGCAAAACCGAUUAGGCUCUAGAAGGUGCCAGGGGAACUGUUUAAUGAGCUCUGGCUCUGGCUGGAACCUCGCCUCCCGAUCCCCAGCUCUACUUGUUCUUGUAGCUUACUGGUAAAAGGGAUCUCAGGCAGAUUUAAUUUACAUGACUGGGUCCAAACAGUGUAUGUAACUUUACCAAAUCUUCAUUCCCUAACUGUGCCCCUUAUUUUAGAAUUCAGUUUACACAAUAUCUUGAGAGUUUCCCCACCUUCUCUAAUGAACUGAUUGACUGUUUUAACGUCGUGCAGGAAAGCACGUACGAGGUCGGCUUGCAGGCUAGUUGGCUGGGCAGAGAGAACUUGCAGCUGACCUUGUGCUGACUCAGGCAAGGAGGAAGCGGCUGUGGCCAAGGAGGAACUCUCUUUCCCCCGGUUCAUACCCAGGUUGUCAACGGUGGACAGAGUAGGAGGGGCUUUGCCCCUGUUCAGGUUUUUAUUCUUUUUUUUUUUUAAAACCAACUACCUGUGUUGAAGUUAAAGCUGAAGGUGUAAUUCUAGUACACUCUAGCAAUGUUUUGCAAUGAACCAGGGGGAAACUAAAAUGCAAGUACUUUGCAAGUUUAGGUGUUUGUUUGUUUUCAUUGAACCCAUUGCUCAACACUCUUAAAAGCUAUCUUGCCCAAUUAAGUCACAAUUCUCCUUUCCAGAACCACUGCAUGGCCAUAAGAACAGAUGAUAGAAAGCAAAUGGCCCCUAUAAUCUUCACUCCUUUGACUUCCUUAGAGAGGAAACACGUUCUAGCCUGUUCAUCUAACCCCAUGAUGGCUGUGGACAUAGAGUGCAGAUACAGCUGCAUGGCCCCUUCCCUGCGCAGAGAGAGGUUCGCCUUCAAGAUCUCACCAAAGCCAAGCAAACCUCUGAGGCCUUGUAUUCAGUUGAGCAGCAAGAAUGAAGCCAGUGGAGUGGUGGCCCCAACCAUCCAGGAGAAAAAGGUGAAAAAGCGAGUGUCCUUCGCAGACAACCAGGGGCUGGCCCUGACAAUGGUCAAAGUGUUCUCAGAAUUUGAUGACCCGUUAGAUAUUCCGUUUAACAUCACUGAGCUCCUAGACAACAUCGUGAGUCUGACGACAGCAGAGAGCGAGAGCUUUGUGUUGGAUUUUUCUCAACCUUCGGCAGAUUACUUAGACUUUAGAAACCGGCUUCAGACCGACCACGUCUGCCUGGAGAACUGCGUGCUGAAGGACAAAGCGGUCGCAGGCACCGUGAAGGUGCAGAACCUGGCGUUUGAGAAGACGGUGAAGAUCAGGAUGACCUUCGACACCUGGAAAAGCUUCACAGACUUCCCCUGUUGGUAUGUGAAAGACACUUACUCUAGUUCAGACAGGGACACCUUCUCCUUUGACAUCCGCUUACCUGAGAAAAUCCAGUCUUAUGAAAGAAUGGAGUUCGCCGUGUGUUUUGAGUGCAACGGCCAGACGUACUGGGACAGCAACAAAGGCAAAAACUAUCGCAUCACCCGGGCGGAAUUAAAGUCCACCCAGGGCCCGGCCGAGUCACAAAAUGGACCCGAUCUGGGAAUCUCCUUUGACCAGUUUGGAAGCCCUCGGUGCUCCUACGGUCUGUUCCCGGAGUGGCCUAGUUAUCUAGGGUACGAAAAGCUAGGGCCCUACUAUUAGUGACCAUGUGUGACGGAGCCCAGCUGAGUGGGGGCAGACGAGCCCAGCUGCAGUCACAGAGGGACGGAGAUGGAAAGCCAAGAGAAUAGCUGAACUGCCAUCAGGCACACUUGCCGAAAAGAAAGGAUCCUAUUCACUUUUUCCUUCAACCAGCAAGUCCAGCCCGGCUUAGACCACAGAACCAGUUUCACGCUCAGAGUGGCCGAGGUGUGCCGGUCUGCUUGGCACCCGUGGCAGCCACAGGGUACGGCAGGAUGGUGCCAGCGAGGGUCUGGACAGGAGCCAGGCCUGCAGGCAGUGCUGGUGAGGCUAGAGGAUGGUGGCUUCACAACAGUGCGACUCGGAGGGUGCCGGGGCUGUGUGGAGGAGCGGCUUAGGAAAGUCAGUCACUCGAUGUCACUCCAUCCCCGGCCACCUUCUGGCCCCUUGCCGUUCUCUGGCUUCUCUCCACCCAGCCGGGCCCUCCUACCUCUCGCUGCUGUCUCACAUCUCCGCGUUCUUCACAUUUUGUCUCCAUGGUUUUUUUGGUGUUUUUCUUCGACAGUUCAUCUGAUGUUCAGGAAAAGAUAAUACAGGCAAAUCGGCCUGGGAGGCAGGCAUUUCCGCUUGCUGGGCCCCAUGUGUAUUCCAGCGGAGAGCAGCUCGCCAGUGACCCAGAGUAACUGGCCUCCGUGCAGCCUACGGAUUGCUGGCUCAGGACAGGCAGGACAGCCGCGAGUGGAACACGUUUCGCUUCUCCUCUUGGCUUUUGGGGGAGCUUUCUAAGCACUCAGACUUACCCAAAGUCACCCGAAGGCCCACUUACAAGGGGUGUUUCAGCUUGCUCGGCUGGUUGGCAGGCGUCUUAUUCUUUAUACGCGGAUUGUAGAUCGCCCUUUCUGGAGACUCAUCUUUUACACUGUGUUCAGGACAUUUGGGUUGGCAGAUCCAAUAUAUCCUGGAAGCCUUCCGAAAGUGUUUGCUUUUAUUUUGACUGUGAUUUACAGGACCCGGGACAUUUUACAAGCACCCUGGGACUUUGAUUUGGGUGUCCUUAUUUAUGCUGUGUGAGUAUGUGAAAGGGGCAGAGGAGGAAAACCUCACUAAGUUCUCCGAUGUUUGCCAGCUCUGAAAUAGCGGACAUUAAUUGUUCUCCACCAUAUUGGACAAAAGAAUUACAAAUCUGGUGGGUCAUGUGGUUGUGAGACCCCUGGGACUUUCACUGUCAGAUGGAUCCCCAGAUCCUGUGAUUAUUUUGGGGCAAGACUGGUUUGUACUUGGGGGUGUUUAAGAUAUUUUUACAUGUGUAUUUGUAGAAGGUUUGGGGUUUUUCUGUUUUUGUUUGGGGAGAUUAAAUGACCGUCUCAUUUUCCUUUUGCCUGAUUUACUAAAGUGAGGUUUUCCUAAGGGAAGCAGGAAGUGGGAUGCACAGCUACUGGACUCUGCAGGCAGAGAGUCUCCGUCCGUUUGCAUUUUCCAAGUCAAUCAGGAAACACCUCCCAGCUUCUUUGUCGAUCCUGUCGGGUGUCGGGCAGGCACGGAGCGUCUUGGCUCCUGGAGUUUGGUGGGUUAUUUUUGUUUUCUUUGAACUUUAAAAUGUUUUAACUUUUCAAAUGCUCUUUAAGUUGUGUUUGAUGUAAUUCUUUUUCCUAAAACUGGCUGUGACUAGUCUGUAACCUUGUGCUUUACUGUUUAUACCUCUCCCAGGUGGGCAGCACUGAGGGAUGCCAUGAUAAUGUAAUUUCUGGGAAAAUCACAUUUACUUACGCUGAAAUGGGGCAGAACUGUGUUUUAUCCAAGCAUAUCUUACAUCAAGUACACAGAGAGCACUUUGUGCUACAAAUCUGGUGGCCAGAGCUCUUAAGAGUGUAAAUCUAAAUUGAAUAGAAGCAACAUUUUGAUUUUGUUUUAAGAAAUCUCCCCCCUCCUCCUCCUCCAUUUCAGGAAAGGUACAAGGUGCACUGUUGUCUACGUGUUCCCCGACUACAGGUGAUGAGAUCAUUCUGUGUUCAUGAGAAAAACGCCUCAAGUGACUUGUGUAUGGCUGUCAAUAAUAGUGAUCCUAAGGCAUUCCUGUGUCAAAAUUUGAAAUAGGGUAAUUCAGUGAUAAGUAUCUCUUCUAAAACAGCCAUAAACCCUCCCCCUCCCCUGCUUUGCUCCCAGUUCUCCCCAGAUAUUUUUGCUGGCGGCUCUGCCUGCACGCCCCCAGCCAGUGCACCUGGGCCACUCACCCCACGGGGCAAGUCCUCACCCGCUUGCAAAGACCCUGCUCUCACUAAGGAAUCUGGUUGCCCGACUUCCCUGUCAGCAUUGCCAUUCAGGGAGGUUGUAGGAUCUGAAGAAUACUGUCUCCUCCUCACCAAGCAGUCCUCCUCCUGUCCGGCUCUGUCCCAGAAUAUGAGGAGCGUCUCCUUGGCUCACCCUCAGCCCACAGGUCUGCACACCUGAGAGAGGGGCCUGUUUCUCAGUUGUAAACUCCCCUGCAGCCUGACCUGUAGGUUUGGCCCUCAGACAGCUCUUGGUUGUGAUGACAAAUGGCCUCCAGUCCAGGGUGCUUCCCGAGUCGCCCCAGCAAGCCCAGCCUCCUGCUGGUGGUGUGGUGCUCCAGGAAUGGGCAAGCAGCUCCGUUUUGCUUUCAUAUUUAUUCCCCCUGUGCCCUGGGGAGCACUUGCAAACUAGGUGCAAUAAAUAAGCUGGACUAUAUAAAGAUAUAAUAAACAAGCUUUCAAUGUUUCUUGGAAGAGAUGAAGCAUUUGAGUGGGUUUCUUUCUCUCUUGUUUAAUAUUCUUGUUAUAGGGGAGCUGGUGAGAAAUAGAGUUAUGUAGUUCUGUAGAAAUUAAAUUUCAGAAUCAAGGUAGAAUUUAUUUUUUUUCUCUAAGAUGUCAUUUUGAUGGUGGCAAAACAUGACUCUUUCAAUGUUUUUUAAAGAUGUAAAGUUUGAACUGCUAAACGAAUUUGUGGUUUUGAUCUUUGCAUAUAAUUUGCUUUAUGAAAACAAGCGUCACUUUGUAGGCACUUGGGAUAUAUAUAUGUAUGUAUGUAUACCCAAAAAGUGGUUGUUUGCUCACUUUUUAGAAAUGCCUGUUUCUGGCUCUUAGUGGACAGUGAAUGGAAACCUUGGUUGUUUUUUCAUUUGUUUCCUCUUUUAAAGUUCCCCGACUGGAUGUGGUUUGCCGGAACAGGCCUCGUGGCCCUUUGCUCUGGGAGGUCCCGAUCUACUUAUCUCUUCAGAUGUGAUCACUGAAUCAGAGAGAGUGAAACUGACAGUGGGAUCUUACAGGGUCCUCCAAAGACUGCUUGGCAGCUACUUCACUGCCUGAAGUGGGACCCAUCUGGGCGGGGAAGGGUAGCUGUGGUUCUGGGCGGCUUUUCCCCACUGCGGUUGGAAAGCAUUGCAGCCCGGGUUGUAAAGCUGUGAAUGUUUUUACAGUUUUGUUCUCAGUUCCUAGAGAUUGCUGGGGCGGGAGGGGGAAGAGGACUCCAAGAAUGCAGCUGUGAGGAUGGCGUUUCACUUUGAUGUCAAUGUGAAUGUCCAGCUGAAGUGACUCAGCUUCAUUGGAUGCCGAAAAGUGCCUUGUCAUGAAAUUUCCACGUUUU